AUGAAAUCUGAUAAUAAAUCGCAGACGCAGAGCAAUAAGUCUAGUACUUCUGUACAGGCUAACAACCGCAACGAUAUCGCGAUACAAACGUCACCAGCACUCUACGACAACAGUGAUGGCCUUCUCGGUCCGUCGAGCACGUCGCUCCAUCAGCAACACCAGCCACAUCAGGGCGUAUAUCUCAAUCGCAGCAACUCUCACGCAGACGGCCGCUCGCGCUCUGUAUCCUUCGCCAGCACAGCGGCACCAUCGCGUGUUUCACCAAAUGAUCCCUAUGCCGCGUUUAGAUCAAAGUCUACAAUAUCCUUAGCGCUGCCUACGGGUGAUGCUAUCGAGGUCGAGGAUGAGCCUGACCAGCUCCCAGAGCACAAGGAGAGUCGCGAGAAGACGCCGUCUCCCCAGCAGCCAUCGACGCGGAUACAGAUAUUUAAGAGGAUGUGCAUCAUCAAUCUUGUGGCUUUCUCUUUCGGUAUCGAUGCCACGCUUUGGCUGCCAAGUGUCUACAGCUUCAUUCUCACAGUGCGUCCGAACGACGCGGACAAAUAUCUCGCUGUGACACAGGCUGUCAGCGCACUCGCGCAGCUCAUAGUCUCCCUCAGCAUCGGUGUCUUUGCAGCAAAAGUGCGCUCGCUGAAAUGGACCAUCGUCGUCUGUAUCUCGCUAUCGUUCGCUGGUAACUUCCUCUAUUCGUGCGCAGGUGUCGGUGCGAUUGGCAAUGUAGGGGCGAUUAUAGGCGGUAGGAUUCUCUGCGGUGUGGCUUCCGGCAGCUCUGGUCUCGCGAUGGGUUUUAUCGCCAUUUCCACAGCCAACGUCGAUAGACUGGAGGCGCUUUCGCAGUACAGAACGUAUGCGGGUAUAGCGCUAGUGCUCGGUCCUGCUCUCAACGCCCUCUUCGGUCUGAUCGAUGUCCAGAUUGGGAACUACCAGGUCAACGAGAACAACGCACCGACAUACUGUUCUUCGUUUAUCAUGGCCUUUCUCUCAAUCCUACUCGCAGUCUUCCUCAGCAACAAGACUAAACCAGCUCCGAACCCGAUCUUACCUGCUAUCGAGUUCUUCAGGAGAGGCCACUACGGACCAUCGCUGAUCAUCCUCUGUUCCAUGCUCAGCAGCUCUUAUGUCUCCGCUCUCAUCCUUUACGUACUCCCAGACCGUCUCAGCAGUUUCUGGGGCUUCAGCACGGGUGUGCAGGCUGGAUUGCAAACAGCAGUCUAUGCAGCAGGCUUAAUUGGUAGUCUGCUCAGCUCGUACAUUCGUGACGGACUAGGACGACUUGUCCUCAAGAUCACCUCAUGGAAGGUGGGCGUCGAUCGAGUAACGCUUCUCGAGCGCGCCAAGACAGACGGCGGCGUGAGCGCCGGUGCGCCUCUCUAUACGGGUAUUGGACUGGAGAUUCUACUUGGUAUUGUAUCCUUCAUGUGGGUCAGUCUAGGGUUAAUAGCGAUGAUGAUCUCGUUCGGAUGCGAUUUCGCUUAUGACAGCUCACAAGCGGGCACUGCAGCAGGAUUUCUUAUCGGAUGUGCUAUCGUUAUGGUUGGAUAUAACAUCCAAGCAGCCGUCCUGCCCACUCUGUUCUCCAAAUCACUGCCAAAUGACCUCAGAGUCAGUCUCACCCCAUGGUACGGCGCUACGGUGGCCAUGGGCAAGAUUCUCGCACCGCUUAUCACGGAGGCUAUCACUGGUGCUACACCUACUGGCGGUCGCACGGGUGGGAACCAGCUCGGCGGAUAUGCGUUGGCACUGGGCGUUAGCGCUAUAGGUGUAGUAACUACCUAUUGGGUGAAAUAUCACCUGUCGCAUGCUACAGCGUCGUAA
Messenger RNA from Wallemia ichthyophaga EXF-994, 1815 nucleotides. RefSeq lists its product as uncharacterized. The transcript has 2 exons. The record is from RefSeq and is a predicted model, not a curated record. Gene Ontology annotation, cellular component: lysosomal membrane. Bases 1 to 1815 code for a protein of 604 amino acids. Lineage: Eukaryota; Fungi; Basidiomycota; Wallemiomycetes; Wallemiales; Wallemiaceae.